Molecule: messenger RNA, 610 nt
Organism: Juglans microcarpa x Juglans regia
Lineage: Eukaryota; Viridiplantae; Streptophyta; Magnoliopsida; Fagales; Juglandaceae
Exons: 4
Coding region: 1-531 (176 amino acids)
Molecular function (GO): protein dimerization activity
Source: RefSeq, a predicted model, not a curated record
AUGAAGGACAUAGCUGAUUUGCAAGCUAUUGGAACAGGUGACAAUUAUAGACUUAUUCAAGACUUGCAAAAGACGGCGAACCUUUAUCUUGAGAAGGAAGAACUAAAAUGGAAGCAAAGGGUAAAGCAAAACUGGUUGCAUAAAGGAGACAGAAACACUCAAUACUAUCACAACACCGUAGCCUCAGAGUCGACUUUUAGCACCGGAGGACGUGUAUUAGAUUCAUUUCGGAGUUCAUUAGCUCCUGCUACUGUGGAGGCUUUGAUUUGCACGCAAAAUUGGAUCAAGGGAACUCCAAUUCAUGUUUCAGAUGUUCUUAAGUAUGAGGAGGCCGACGUCAAGGAGGAGGGUGAUGAUCAGCCUGGAUUUGUGAUACAUGAGACGGCGUCUACAGCUACCUCUGAUGCAGUAUGGCUUUGUGUUGGACCCACCAUUGACAUGUCUCACAGCAAUCAACACAACUCACCAUUCAGUGAACUCACCGAUACGGCUCCACCCCAAAAUCAAAUUGAUCAAAUUGAAAAAUUAUGAUUUUGUUAAUUUACAAUUAAUUGUAAUGUUGCUACAAUAGUUAAUUGUACAAUUUGUACUAUUUAUUUUUUUAGAGGAG